Somion occarium is the source of this 1383-nucleotide messenger RNA. Lineage: Eukaryota; Fungi; Basidiomycota; Agaricomycetes; Polyporales; Cerrenaceae. The record is from the annotation of a GenBank genome assembly.
AUUACACCGUCAAGUCAGUUUCAACUUUCUGACAAGUACUUGCUUGUUCGACAGAGAAAAGCAGCAUACCGAAAUGAGGCCUUGAAGCCUUGAAGCCUUGAGGACUCAUCGACGAAUCACAAUUUCAUCAUGACAAACUCCUACAUGAGGUUCCACCUCAGGAGUCGUCAGGUACACUCGGCGUUGUUUCAAAUGUAGAUCUCAAACUCGUGGCUCAGUGCAGGCCAUUGCUGUUUAAAGCGGGAGAGCGGGAGGCAUAAGAGAUUGCUAUCGCUUCCCUGAUACUAUCACGAUGGUCGACAAGAAACAGGCCCCUCAAGAUACUUUCGACGUCCUCCAAUGGAACAUGAUUCACGCUCAUGACGUUUUUAAGGCUGGUUGCGACAGUAUCCUUCGACAUCUAGAUAAUCCGCCACGAGAUGACCUCGCCAACUUCCUUGGAUAUUGUCUGGCAUGGGCGGAAUCCAUUAUAGAACACCAUGACGCGGAAGAAAAGAUUGUAUUUCCAUUCCUGAAUACAAAGCUUGACUUCUCAGGCGAGAUUGAGCAGCAUAAGGCUGUUCACGCACCUCUCAAAGCGAUGGUUGCCAUGAUUCAUGAAGCGCAAGCGGACUUGACCAAGUUUGAUCCUCAGCAAUUCAAAGAGCUCGUCGUACCACUUCGCGUCCCGCUGUUCAACCAUCUGGAUGACGAAGUCAGUCACAUAGGCGCAGACUCGCUCAAAGUCUUUGACGAACCAGCUUUGAGGAAAAUGUGCACUGACAUGGACUCCUACUCCAAGUCACAUGGAGAUCCGUUCAUGAUUGUACCUUUCAUGCGCAGUCAUACGCCGCCAGAAUUCAAGGACCAUUGGCCGGUUAUGCCUUGGGUCCUCCGAAAGCUCGUCGUUCCUAUUCUAGCCUUACGGCACUCAGGGUAUUGGAAGUUUUCGCCAUAUGCGGUUUCUUGAAAGCUUUUCUGUUGACUUCAUACUCCUUGCCUCGCGUUGGACACAUCUCAAGAUUUGCAUGCCGCUUAGGUACCUUUUUCAUAUGAUCGACUUUUGUUCCACGACUUCCUUAGCUCGUUAUGCCGUGCUGUGAAAGUGGUCCCGUCUCAUCACAUCUGAGACUUAUGUAUUUUGCUUUGACAAAAAUGUGCCCCGUUUCCACUGUGCAUUGAGGCCUCUUAAGCUGAUCGAGUUGGGGUGUUCUCUUGGAGGAUGCUUUUAGUUAUCGAAGCCCCUUUUCGAAGUCCUGGAUAUGACAGAACCGACCCUUGGUUUUGCAAGGGAGACGCAAACUAUCUCGGUCAUAUUAUGCUUUCUAUCCAUCAUCUGUUUGACAUCGACUCAGUCGUGAUCACUAUAUUAUCACCUUGACCCAUUAAAAUCCUCUGUUUCAA